GCAGCCGGCGCUGACCCCGUGGGUCGCCGGUUCGAGGCCCCGCGUGUCGCCGGUUCGAGGCCCCGCGCAGGCGGCUCCGCCCCGCGGCGCCAUCGGGCCGUGCCGGGGAUCCGGGGACAUGGCCGAGCCCUGCGAGCUGGGGACCCGCUUCCAGCACCGCUUCCUGGCGGCCCGGCAGCUGGGCUCCUUGCCCUGGGCGGAGCUGGAACAAACCCUACGGGCCUCGCCGGGCUGCUCCCUGCUGCUGGAAAUCCUGCGCAAGACCAUUCUCCACCCCCUCUGUGUGAGGUACCCCCCUUCCACCAAGUACAGGAGAUGCUUUCUGACCCAGCUCAUCAAAAAGCACGAAUCCACGGCAGCAGAACCCCUGGAUGAGCUGUACGAGGCACUGGCAGGGGUUUUAAAUGAGGAAGAAUCUACCCACUGUUACAAAAACUACUUGCUGCCCAGGGGAGCGUGUGUGACCCUUGUGGAGAGCCUGGCCAUGAUCUCUGGGGGCACCACGGGGCUUGUCACCUGGGAUGCAGCUCUUCAUCUCGCCGGGUGGGCCAUGGAGCACAGGGAGCUCUUCAGUGACAGGACAGUCUUGGAAUUAGGAAGUGGGAUUGGCUUCACUGGAAUUGCCAUCUGUAAAACCUGCAAUCCCAAGACAUACAUAUUUAGUGACUGCCACCACCAGGUGCUCAAGCAGCUGAGAGAAAACAUCUGUUUGAAUGGCUUGGUCUUGGAGCCUGAAGCUUCUGGUCACGCCCCAGCUGAGCUCCAGGGCCUGGAGGCAGGAGCAGCCAACAACCAGAAACCACAAGUAGUUGUUGCAAAGCUUGACUGGGGCUCAGUGACAGAAAAACAACUGGUGGGUCUUCAGCCCGAUGUCAUCAUUGCAGCAGAUGUGGUGUAUGACCCAGAGGUAACCUCAGCCCUAAUUGGCAUGCUACAAAAGCUCUCCCCUUCCCAAGCAGCCACAACUCCUGAGGUCUAUGUUGCCUUCACCAUUCGGAACCAGGACACGUAUCUCCUCUUCCAGGCUCAACUUGACAAGGCCGGGAUAGGAUGGCAGAUUAUUCCAGCCCACAGCAACACUGGUGUGCUCUAUGAUGUGCAGCCAAACGUAACUAUUCUACAGCUGUUUCUAUAGAUCUGGCAAAUCUGACAGAAUUUGCAGGUCAACAGGAGCUCCCUCCUCCUUGCCACAAGAUUAUGUUCAAUUCCAGAAACAGGGAUGAGAGGCACUGAGGAUCCAACUGCACCCAGGCUGCUGUCAAAGUGAUGUCCAUUUCUGCCUGUGCUUGUCAGCAGAGCAACCUGCUGCCCCUGAACAGCAGCUGUGAACCUCAAGCAGCAGCUAAAAAAGAAAGGCCCUAAUGGUCCUGCAGAAUGAUUCUGCAGAAGACCACAACAUUUAACUCUAUUUUUUUUUUUCCCCACCUAGAUUUUGAUUUUUAAAUAAUGGAGGCACAUCUGCAGGAUCCCAGGAUGAGGCUCAUGAACUGAGAAGGGAGCAAAAAAACAACCUUUCACAGUAAGAAAUAUUUGUGGCAUUCAGGAUGCACAGGGCUUGUCUCCAACAAUCCAAGAGAUCAGUGAUGUGCUCAGGCACUCAGGGUAUCUGUUGUCUGUCUUGAGGCAUCUAAGAGUUAAACAAGAUUUGUUGAUGGACUGAAGAGAUGUCUCAGCAACCCAUCCUAAACGUUUUGCUUCCCCUGCCUGUGAUGUGUACCCAAGAAGUGGGGAGCUCAGUGUGGGACAUGCUGAGCUUGGAGACAAAGGAGUCCAGCUGGCAUUGGGAGCAGGAUAUCCAGUGAUAACCAGGCCUUGGUAUCUCAUGAAAACCACUGACUUAGCAGGAAAAGAUAAAGUGCCAGUCUCAAGCUGCCUCCUAGGACAGAACCUCCUCUGCAAUAAACUCUGGUGCCAGUUGUCUCCACCUCCUCUUUUGCAAUGGCUGAUCUUAGUAAUUAGCCAAACCAGGACUAUCUGCAGGACACAGCCCCAGCACCAUGCCCCUCCCUCCCCCUCCUAUCUUGGAGGAGCACAGAGAAGAUAGAAGGAUUUUCUCAGUUAUACAGGGAGAAAAGUGGGGGUGCAGUGGGCAAGAACUGUAUAAAAAUCUGGGACCCUGUGGGUGCAGGGAACCACUUCCCCACCGACAACAUGUGCUGUCCUCUGUAUCUCUGCUCUCUCCUUUCUUUUCUAUUUUCCUCCCUGUCCUAUCCACUCUAAGGACUUUGUUGUGUUACUCUAAUAAAAGUUUGUUGUGCACGUGA
Molecule: messenger RNA, 2264 nt
Organism: Apus apus (common swift)
Lineage: Eukaryota; Metazoa; Chordata; Aves; Apodiformes; Apodidae
Gene: EEF2KMT
Product: eukaryotic elongation factor 2 lysine methyltransferase
Exons: 8
Coding region: 119-1135 (338 amino acids)
Source: RefSeq, a predicted model, not a curated record